Pezoporus flaviventris is the source of this 1897-nucleotide messenger RNA. It is a transcript of the gene PHOSPHO2, whose product is annotated as phosphatase, orphan 2. NCBI's taxonomy places the organism in Eukaryota, Metazoa, Chordata, Aves, Psittaciformes, Psittacidae. The record is from RefSeq and is a predicted model, not a curated record. The coding region runs from base 33 to 758 and encodes 241 amino acids. The transcript is spliced from 2 exons. Gene Ontology annotation, molecular function: phosphatase activity.
CCGUCCCGGGGCCGCCCUCGUCCGCAGCCGCAAUGAAAUUUCUGUUGGCUUUUGAUUUUGACCAUACAAUCAUAGAUGAAAAUAGCGAUACUUGGAUUGUGAAAUGUGCUCCUGAGAAAAAGCUUCCUAAUGGAUUAAGAAACUCCUACCGACCAGGACGAUGGACAGAAUAUAUGGGCAGAGUCUUUGUCUACUUGGGAGACAAUGGCAUCAAAGAAGAUGUAAUGAAAAAAACUAUGACAACAAUCCCUUUCACUGCAGGAAUGGUAGAUCUUCUGGGGUUUAUUGGCAAGAACAAGGAGUUAUUUGACUGCAUAAUUGUUUCAGAUUCUAAUACAGUAUUUAUUGACUGGAUUUUGAAAGCUGCUGACUUCCAUAAAGUGUUUGAUGAAGUGUUUACAAACCCUGCAGCAUUCAGCAGUACUGGCUACCUGACUGUACAGGACUUCCACGCUCACCAUUGUGCAAAGUGCCCUAAAAACCUUUGCAAAAGGGAAGUUUUAAAAGAAUUUCUAGAUAAACAGUUGGAGCAAGGAAUAACUUACACACAAAUUGUAUAUAUAGGUGAUGGUGGGAAUGACUUAUGUCCGGUAAUGUUUUUGAAGAAGGGUGAUAUUGCUAUGCCCAGGCAGGGCUAUACCUUGGAGAAAAAGAUUUCUCAAUUGGCCCAAAAUCUCAGUCCUGUGGAGUGUUCUGUUCUGGCUUGGUCUUCUGCUGUUGACAUUAUGUCUUACUUGAAACUGCUUAUAAAGGAAUAAUUCAAAUGAUAAAAGGAAACUAAUGCAAUUAUAUUUAAUCUUCCUCAGAGAAAAAAAAACUGAAUGCGUAUAAAACCACAAAAUUGUAACAUUGGGCUGUUACCUGAACAUAUCUUUUUAAGCACAAUAUAAAGCUGUUUAUGUUUAAUCUUGGCCAUAGUGGGAAAGUGAAGUUAAAAUGGCUUUCUGACAUAGUACACCUUCCAACGUAAGUGGAAAAAGGGGCUUGCAAGAGAAACUGCCAUUAUUCUUAGUCUUCCCCCUCCCCCCAGGCCUUUACCAAAAAAGUAACUGACCUUUUCUGUCCCACAUGCAUAGGGGAAGAAGUAGGAUUAGUGCACAAAAUAAGUUCUUUACUUACAAAACAUUCGGUGCCAGGAGCAUGGUUCUGGAACUGUUGGCUUUUACAUCCCUUCGAUCAGGAUAAAUACUCAAUUUUGUAAAUUAUUUGGUAUGCUUGUAAUCUUGUUUGAUCUGAAGAUGCAUUUAUAUUUUCAAUAUACUAAAUAUUUUACCCAGCAAAAUUACUUUUUAAUAAUUUAUCUUUUAUUGUAAAGACAAUUAAAAGUUACUGUCACUGACAAAAGCAAUGCACCUCAUUUGUGUAAUGUGCUCUGGCCUGUGUAUCAUCAGGCACCUGUUCUUUGAAAGUGUACAGCGUACACCAGUGUAGGUGUCAGUCUUUGGAUAAUACCUUCAUUUUUUUUGUCAGUCAGACCCCUUUUCUUCUGGAGAGCAGUAGUGAUGUUACUGCUCUGUUUAAAGAAAAGUCACUCUCCCAUUCCCUUGCCUGCAGCCCUGACGGUGUGCUGCUGCCACUCCUUAUAGAGCUAAUACCAGUUUGAACUGCUGUGCGGACACCUUUGAGACAGCUUGGUGCUUUCUUCUUGUUAGGCUUCUGCUGCAAUGCACAGGCCCAUAAAUGGUGCACGUGUAUACAUGUUUACAUUGACUUUUGCCUAUACGCUGUCAUCCAUAUAGUAUAAUCCUCUUUUAACUUUGUAACAGGAUUGUUCUGCCUUGAAGUAGUUUAAGGAAUCAUUUGUGAAUAUGCGAUCUUUCUAUCACUCACAGUGAGAUGAGUCUCAAGAGUUGGGCCAUGUGUAUAGAGAUAUUAAAAAAAAAGUCUCAUUAAAGUU